Molecule: messenger RNA, 1670 nt
Organism: Penaeus vannamei (Pacific white shrimp)
Lineage: Eukaryota; Metazoa; Arthropoda; Malacostraca; Decapoda; Penaeidae
Product: vacuolar protein sorting-associated protein 26C
Biological process (GO): intracellular protein transport
Cellular component (GO): endosome
Source: RefSeq, a predicted model, not a curated record
GGGGGCGUUCGAGGGUGUCACGGGAGGAGGAUACAGCACUAAACUGACACUUGACAGAAAUGUCUCUCACGGUGGAAAUACGGCUGAAGAGGCCAAGCCGGAUAUACCACGAGGGUGAUAAUGUCAGUGGACUCUUAGUCCUUGACAGUAAAUCAGAGGUUCGGCAUGAUGGCAUUACCCUGACAAUGGAAGGUGUAAUAAGCCUGCAACUGUCCCCAAAAAGUGCAGGUUUAAUCGAGUCUAUUGUCAAUUCAUCCAAGCCAAUCAGUAUUAUAAAUAAUGUAGUAGAGGUGGCAAAGUCAGGCAAAAUCCCAUCUGGCCAGACAGAAAUACCCUUUGAGCUUCCACUAAAGGUUCGAGGUUCGAAGACUCUUUAUGAGACCUACCAUGGGGUGUACAUAACAAUACAGUACUUUUUAAGGUGUGAUAUUAAGAGGAGUCUGUUGGCAAAAGAUGUUACAAAAGCACAAGAGUUUAUCGUGGAGUACAAGCAAGGUGUAGGGGAUGUGGCUCAGCCAGGCUUGAUAAACUUCGAAAUGCGGCCUGAGACUUUGCCAAAUGUAAGAGACAGAGCCCGCAUCCCAAAAUUUCUUGUGCGAGGGCACCUAGACUCUGAAGUGUUCUCGCUUUCCAAACCACUAACUGGAGAGCUCACUGUAUGUGAAUGUGAGAGAGGAAUUAGCAGCAUUGAGCUCCAACUUGUCCGAGUAGAAACAUGUGGAUCGGCUGAGGGAAACACAAGAGAAGCAACAGAAAUUCAGAACAUCCAGAUUGGAGAAGGUGAUGUAUGUCGAGGAAUCGCCAUACCGAUUUACAUGGUCUUUCCACGAUUAUUUACUUGUGCAACAACAAUUGCCCCCAAUUUUAAAAUAGAAUUUGAACUGAACAUUGUCAUUAUAUUUGACAAUGAUCAUCUAGUUGUUGAAACUUUUCCCAUUAAACUUACACGUCACUGAGCCAUAAAGGAUCAUUUAUAUGUGGUAUGUAAGUAAUUUCAUAAUUUGAUGUUACUGAUUUUAUAAAUGAUUGGGAUACUGCUAUUCAAAAUUGAGAAGGUGGGUUCUUUUGGACUUUGCCAUGCCUGCCUGAUUAAAUGCUAAAACAUGUGCUGUGGUCCAGCUAUACCCAAGCAUAUAUAUAUUUCAUUUUCAAUUGUUUUUACAUGUUGAUUGAGGAAUUUGAGCAGUUUAAUAUACACAUUCCACUAUAGAUUGAGUCUGAGAUAUUUAUGCAGUAAUUUGGGUGAGUUUUUGAGGGACAGAAACAAAAAUCAUCUGUAUAUUUGUAAAUGUAAUUUUAUAAUUCAAAAUCAUCCCAUAUAUAUUUAUAUGUGUAAAAGUACUUUAUAUUUACUGAACUGUGUAUUCCUUUGAGCAGAAUUAGUUCCGGCUGAUUAUAAUUGAAGAAAAAAUACAUGAAUAAAUAUGAAGAAAAAUAAUUUUUGUAUUUAUGCAUGUAUUAAUUCAUUUGUGCCAUGCAGCUUUUUGUAAAAAUCAGUGAUCAUCAUAUGUACCCAUAUGAACUGUGAUAAAAUCCACUAAGAAUAAGAUAUGUUAAUCUAUGAAUUCAACUAUUUUUAAGGAAUAGAGAUGAUUAAAGUUUCUUUUUGCCAUGGAUGACAUAUUUCAAGACAGUGAGAUAUGCACCAGAAUAAAGAAAUGACAAUUGUU